Messenger RNA from Monopterus albus (swamp eel), 1375 nucleotides. Its product is annotated as free fatty acid receptor 2-like. Gene Ontology annotation, cellular component: plasma membrane. Lineage: Eukaryota; Metazoa; Chordata; Actinopteri; Synbranchiformes; Synbranchidae. The record is from RefSeq and is a predicted model, not a curated record. Gene Ontology annotation, biological process: cellular response to fatty acid; G protein-coupled receptor signaling pathway. Gene Ontology annotation, molecular function: G protein-coupled receptor activity. The transcript has a single exon. Bases 168 to 1076 code for a protein of 302 amino acids.
UGUUUAUUAGAUAGUAGAAACAAGCUACAUGCUUCAUAUUUUGGCUUUGCCAUGCAUACAGACUUCACUUAUCGAAAAAGUCAAAAAUCAUUUUCACUGGUACAAACGUUUUACUACAUACAGUACAUUUUGAUGGUGUUUGUUCACUUCCUUUGGUUUAGGGUCUAAUGGAGUCAACAGUGAGCAGUGAGGUCAUUCUGUCAGUUUACAUCAUUUCCUUCCUGAUAGGCCUGCCAGCGAACCUCCUGGCUCUCUGCGCCUUUAGCAUGAAGAUCCAUUCCAAGCCACGGCCAAUAAACAUCCUGCUCCUCAAUCUGACUGUGUCUGACCUGCUCUUCUUGAGCAUCCUUCCUUUCAAGAUGCAUGAAGCAGCAUCGGGCAUGAAAUGGAAUCUGCCCUACAUCUUAUGCUCCAUCACCUCUUUUACCUUCUUCUUCAGCAUCUUCACCAGCACCCUACUUCUGACAGCAGUCAGUGUGGUUCGCUACAUUGGAGUAGCUUUCCCAAUCAUCUAUCAACAGAUGCACAAACCUGUGUAUGCAAUAGUGAUCUCUGCUAUUAGCUGGUUAAUAUCAGCAGCGCAAUGCAGCAUCAUUGUUAUCACCCAGCACCACCCAUCCCUGUCCAGUCAAAACUCCAGUAUUUGCUAUGAGAACUUCACAGACAAGCAGUUGGAGGUCCUCCUCCCAGUACGUUUGGAGACUUUUUUUGUGUUCUGCUUUGUACCUCUUCUAAUUUGUGUUUACUGCUAUUUGCGCUGCAUCUGGAUCCUGUACAAUCGCCCCAGGAUAUCCUGUAUGCUGAAGCAGAAGGCCAUUGGCAUGGCCUUAGGGACACUAGCUGUGUUUCUCAUUUGUGUGGUGCCAUACAACCUCUCUCAUGUAGUGGGCUACUUCCAGGGUAAAAGCCCAUCCUGGAGGUACUACGUCUUGCUGCUCAGCACCUUCAACACCUGUCUUGAUCCCAUCAUCUUCUACUUUUCCUCCUCCACCUUCCACUGCACUGGAGAAAAGUCCAUUUUCAGGAAGCUUAGAGUCAAAGAUACAGAAAUACAACAAGUAAACAGUUCUGGCUAAGAAUAACACUGUUUUCAUAAUACUGCGUAUGGAUGUACAUAUCCAGCAUCAGAGUUUUUUCCAUAUUUCAGACAUUAUAUCACAGUGUACAUUUUUAAAGAAUGCUUUAAUAGUUGUUGUUACCUGAUCCAUGCCCAUUUCAUCAUUCUUUAUAUUUAUAAAGCCAUGUGUCAGACCCUUAACAUAUGAUAUAAUGUGACUGUGCUCAUUUUACUGUAGACCAUUUUAUGACAAAACCUCAAAACACUUUUUAUGCAUAUGCAAAAUUCCAAAUUUAUUAUUUUACAGCAAGUUCCAAA